UCAACUUUCUCCUUCAUCACCUCAUCCAAACCAUGACUCCACCCUGGAGACUACGAAGAGCCUGCAAGAAACAUCGGCUGGCCGAUUUAGAAGUCACCAUCCCUAACCACUUCAGGUGUCCAAUCUCACUGGAACUAAUGAAGGACCCUGUCACAUUAUCCACCGGAAUCACCUAUGAUCGGGAAAACAUUGAAGCUUGGAUUGAAGCCGGAAAUUACACUUGCCCUGUAACAUCUCAACCCCUUAGAAGUGUCGAACAGAUCCCGAAUCACGCCAUAAGGAAGAUGAUACAAGACUGGUGCGUCGAGAAUCGAUCUUAUGGCAUCGAAAGGAUUCCAACUCCGCGAGUUCCUGUGACUGCAAUUGAAGUCAUGGAGAUACUUUCCAAUAUCAUGAAUGAAACAAGGCGUGAAGAUGAAUCCAAGUGUAAGGAUUUGGUGAUGAAGCUUAAGGUUAAGGGGAAGGAAAGUGAUCGGAACAAGAAGAGUAUCAGGGCUAAUGGCGCCGGCCGGACUUUGGCGGCGGUUUUCAAUGCUUUCUCCUCGGCUGCUUCACAGGAGAAAUACGUGGGGCUAUUGGAGGAAAUCUUAUCUACAUUGACGUUGAUGUUUCCUUUAGAUGCAGAAGCCGGGUCUUACUUAGCUUCAUCGGAUUCCUUACGUUGCAUGGUUUGGUUCUUGAGGUCUGGAGAUCUUUCUAUAAGGAGAAAUUCAGUUUUAGCCAUGAAAGAGCUUCUUUCUUUGGAUGAAGAACAUGUUAAUACCUUGGCAAGGAUUGAAGGAGGAAAAGAAGCACUAGUGAAGCUAAUCAAAGAACCCAUCUGUCCAACUUCCACUAAAGCUUCUUUGAUGGUCAUUUACUACAUGGUAUCAUCAUCAUCAUCAUUAUCACUCACUUCAAGUGAUAAUAUCAGAUCAGAAUUUGCAGAUAUGGGUUUGGUUUCUAUGUUACUUGAGAUCCUUGUAGACUCAGAGAAGAGCUUGUGUGAGAAGGCUUUGGGUGUUUUGGAUGGGAUUUGUUACAGUGAAGAAGGAAGACAGAAGGCCUAUAGUCAUGCCUUAACCAUACCAGUUAUUGUAAAGAAGAUUCUGAGAAUUUCAGAUAUGGCAACUGAGUUCUCUGUUUCCAUUAUUUGGAAGCUUUGCAAGAAUGAAAAGAGGGAUGACGGAGGUGUUCUUGUUGAGGCUCUGCAAGUGGGUGCUUUCCAAAAACUAUUGUUGCUCUUACAGGUUGGUUGUGGUGAGAGGACAAAGGAGAAGACAACUGAGUUGUUGAAAUUGUUGAAUCUUAACAGAGACAGGUGUGAGUGUAUUGAUUCAAUGGACUUAAAGGAGAUCAAAAGGCCAUUUUGAAUUCAAAGAAGCAUAGCUACAAGUUUGAAGCAGUAAGUCUCUGGGCUUGUAUUAUUCAAUGUACAAAAAUACUGUUAAGAACACCUUUUCACCAUUGGUGACAAUUUAUAUAUGGAAGAAACAUGGCCUUUUUGGUCUAUAUGGAGCCUUUGAACUUUUGAUGGUGUCUUAAUCUACUUUUGUUGUGGGAAUUAUAUGUUGUGUCUCUGUCUUACCAUCUGAACUUUGUUGAGAAGUUGCAGUAUCAAUAUUAAGGAGUACUGUUA
Molecule: messenger RNA, 1618 nt
Organism: Macadamia integrifolia
Lineage: Eukaryota; Viridiplantae; Streptophyta; Magnoliopsida; Proteales; Proteaceae
Product: U-box domain-containing protein 21-like
Biological process (GO): protein ubiquitination
Molecular function (GO): ubiquitin protein ligase activity
Source: RefSeq, a predicted model, not a curated record